AUGUUUCGGAAACUUUUUACACCAGAAAAACGUAGAUGUGAAAGCACUUCCUCUGAAACAGGCUCUUCAGAGGUAAUUACCAAGGCAGAUAUUCCUGAGAUCCCGUUGAAACGGCAUUUUUUCGGGAAACCGCUAGUAUGGAAAGAUCCCACAUGGAAAGAAGCCACUAAAUCCGAUUCCCUUUCAAGUACACCGAGAAUUCCUAGGUCCAAAAGCUUCUCUUUUCGUACUUUGACCAAACGAGACCAAGUUCUUUGUCUUCCCCGCAGCAAAACUGUCCAAUUUGCUGACCAAAUCCACGAUCGUGCCAAAGUUGAAGAAUCGGAGACUGAGUUAUAUGGCAGUGAUAGUAGCACACUGAUUUCUGCUUCGGAAGAAGGGAAGCUAAGUGAAGAAACCAUUCAAAAGGUGCAGGCAAACUUGGGAACAAUAUUCUCUCCAGAAAACGAACAGAUGCCCUCGGAGUCUGAAAAUGAUGACAUUGUUUCCGAACCACAAACGAAAACAUGCAAUGAUGAAACUACAGAGAGCUCUUUUCUGGAUUCGUAUGGAGAAAACGAGGAAGAGGCCAAAGAAAACCAGACUCACAUUGAGCUACUUUACCCCAUCUACUCUCAAGCAUGUAGCAUAGUACAACUCGACCCUAUGGAUUUGGCAGUUUGCACUUUAGAACAGAUGAAAGCAGACAUAAAAGCAGCCAUGGAUGAUACGGGAACGAAUAUGAAUUCCACCAUUCGCAUCAUGAAAGGGUUGAAGACAAAAGUAAAUGAGCUUAGUGGCCAGAUUGCAGAAGUGACAGAAGAAAACGUGGAGCUUAAAAAAAGGCUUGAAAAGAAGGAAAGCGAUAUUGAUGAUUUGAAAGAGCUUUUCCACACUAGUAAAGAAGCUCAAAAUGAAAACCGCAAGCUCAAGGAAGACCUCACACAGAAGGAAAGACAACUAGAGGAAUUCAAGCAAAAGAAUGAAGCUUUAGAGAAAUCCAUACAGAAGGGAAAAAACUCAGAGGAAAAGAAACUGACAUAUAUCUCAGAGAAAAUGAGUGAAGAUUCAUUUCGUGCGUCUAAGGAUAAGGCCUUGGAGAACGAAAACAAGGAGCUUGUGGCAAAAAUCGAGUCAUUAAAGGUGGAGCUUGUCCAAAUGAAACAGAAGGCUGAAUACGUCAACGAAGCAAAUGCCAAACUUGAUCAAUACAAGAAAGAAUUGCGGGCCCAGCAUGAUAGAGCACAGGACAUGGUAGAGAAGGAUUUCAAAAUGUGCAAAGCCCUCAAAGAGAAAGAUGAAGAGAUUGACAGUGUCAGAAAAGAAAACAUCUUGCUCAAAGAAAACCAAGCAGAACAAAAAGAAAUGAGUCUGAAGAUGGAGGCAGAGCUUGAAGCCCAAAAGAAGAAAAACACCUCUCUCGCAGAAAAAUUGAGAGAUACCCAGAGCUCAAUCGAGAUGUACAAGCAGAAAUACCACCACAUCAUAUCCACGGAAAAAGAGUUGAUGAAAGAGUUGGAAAAGUACCAGACGUCCAAUCGCAUAGUGGUGGAGCUGUUGAGAAAAUUCAUCAAGUCCAAUUUCGAGGCACUUGCGUUGGCAUUCCAGCCCGAGUCGACCCAGGAAUUUGCGCAGGCAUACUACGAGUUUUCAGAAAUCAAAAUCUUUACCACCGCAGACAGAGGAACCGUUUCGCUUCUCUGUGCGUUUCUUUUGUCUAGCACCAGAAGUCUCUUGAGCCAGUGCCUUAAAAACGAAAAGGUUUUGGAAGCGGAAGUUGAAAACAGACUCAAGUACCAGAAAGAUGUGCUUCAAACAUUCACCAAAAUGACGUCUCGAAUUCUCCACAGCCAGAAUUUAAAAGCGAAAGCAGGACCGCCGGGCACUUUUUCCGAUCGGAGACGGACCUCACUAAAAUAUGAGCCGCACUAA
Messenger RNA from Clavispora lusitaniae ATCC 42720, 1911 nucleotides. RefSeq lists its product as uncharacterized. NCBI's taxonomy places the organism in Eukaryota, Fungi, Ascomycota, Pichiomycetes, Serinales, Metschnikowiaceae. The record is from RefSeq and is a predicted model, not a curated record.